GUCCUGCCUCUGUGAGUAAUACUGCAGACACUUUACAUUAUCUGUUUCCAACAUCUGCUGCUGUGGAGGACACGCUGCUUGGUCUACAGCCUGGAUCACUGUAAGGCCUGAGGUCAGAGGUCAGAGAACCAUGGGGACAAGGAGAGUGCUUGUGACUGGGUGCUCCUCUGGCAUCGGCUUGGCUGUGGCUGUACGGCUGGCCAAAGAUGAGCUCAGACGGUUCAAAGUGGUUGCAACAAUGAGGGAUCUUGGAAAACGGGGAACAUUGGAGAAAGCAGCUGGUGACUCCUUAAACAAAACACUGGAAAUCAAACAGUUAGAUGCCUGCUGUGAAGCCUCCAUCAGAGAGUGUGUCAACAGCCUGCCAGACAGACGGGUGGAUGUUCUUGUGAAUAAUGCAGGUAUUGGCAUGAUUGGGCCGCUGGAGUGCCAGAGUAUCGCCGACAUGAAGGAGCUCUUUGACAUAAACGUCUUUGGCCUUGCACGGAUGGUGAAGGAAGUGUUGCCUGAUAUGAAGCGACGGCAGAGCGGCCAUAUUGUUGUGAUGAGCAGCGUUAUGGGAAUACAGGGGCUUCUGUUCAAUGAUGUCUACUCUGCCUCCAAAUUUGCUGUGGAAGGAUUUUGUGAAAGUCUGGCAGUGCAAGCACUCAAGUUUAACAUCAAGACAACUCUAGUGGAACCUGGCCCAGUGGUAACAGAGUUUGAAAGGAAAGUGUACGAGGAUGCUAAGAACAUGGAUCUAUCAGAGACGGAUGAGGAGACUGCCAGAAUCUUCCGUGAAAUGUAUCUGCCGUACUCUAAAAAAGUCUUCAACUCAUUAGGCCAGACACCAGAGGAAGUGGCAGAGCAAACACUUAAGGUGAUCACAGCCAGGGAGCCCCCUCUCCGCCACCAGACCAACCGCCUCUACAUGCCCAUGACUGCACUGAAGCAUGCCGAUCCAACAGGGCGUCUCCCUCUGGACACUUUCUAUAAGAUGAUCUUUAAACAUGACAAGGUGUUCAAUGCUACUCUUGGAGUGCUGCGCUUGUUUCAGAAGAGGGUAGGGAAGAAAUAAAGAUUUGGCUGACAAGUUGCAGAGAUUAUACUUUUUAAUCUCAAGGAGAAGGUACCACAGUGUAAAGUCCAACAGUAAAUUGAGAGAGGUUCUUUUUCCUGAGCAGUAAUGAACAUGGCACAAGUGAUAGGAUAUUAUAUGUAUAUCUGUAGACAUAAUUAUAAAUCCUUGUAUGCUAUAUUUAUACAAUAUUUCCUGCGGUGCAAUUAAUUUGUCUUGCUUGUGUAUUUGUAUGUGUUAAUACUGUAUAAUAACACAAAUGUUAUAUCCAAGCACUCUUCCAUUUACUGUUACUCACUAUAGGUUUCAAUGAUAAUAUGUUUUACACUUAACUUUAACAGCAAAAUAAAUAAUACAAAAAUUAUUCUAACAAAGGUUUAAUCUAAUCAGCAUAGUAAAUACCACACUGUAUAUGAUUUACCCAAUUGGCAAACACACUAGCCAAUAAACAAGCAAAAAUAAAUAUAUAUUAUAAUGACAGAAGUUACAACUAUAUAAUGAAAUAACA
Molecule: messenger RNA, 1565 nt
Organism: Scomber japonicus (chub mackerel)
Lineage: Eukaryota; Metazoa; Chordata; Actinopteri; Scombriformes; Scombridae
Product: retinol dehydrogenase 8
Exons: 7
Coding region: 131-1057 (308 amino acids)
Biological process (GO): estrogen biosynthetic process
Cellular component (GO): cytoplasm
Molecular function (GO): estradiol 17-beta-dehydrogenase [NAD(P)+] activity
Source: RefSeq, a predicted model, not a curated record